AUGUCAUCUCCGUCGGAUUCCUCUUCCUGCACAUCUGAAAGUGAUCUAGAAAGUUUUACAGUUGAUGAAGUGAUUGGGGAAUUGUCUGAAUUUGCGCCGAACGACGACAGUUGCGAACCUCUUGCUGCCGAGGAAGAAGCCGCGGACUACAACGAAAGAGUUCAUCGCGAAGAAGAAGAGGAACAACAGUUUCAACAAAGAUAUUCGGGAGAGGUGCCAGCGAAUGAAUGGUAUGGUAUUAUGAUGGAAUGUAGAUUUAUAUUUUUAUUUUCCAAUUUCAAAAUACCCGUCGUUAAAUCGUGCGCGUGACGAACGCGACUAUGUGUUUUGUUUAAGUUUAAGUUACAAUUUCGUUGCUAUGUGAUUAGCUGUAGUCCUGAUUUUAUGUGAUAGUUUUAUUAAAGCGGUCAGACAAUAAAUAAUUUUAUACAGACGUAUUUUUCUUGUGUUUGACGAAUUUUUCACAUUAUUUUGCAGGUGUUCGUGCUCGAACUGCUGUGUCAGCCUUGUUACAAAAGCGCAGGAGUGCAUUUGCUGCGAAGAGAUAGAUCGCUGCGAAGAGGUCAUGGAAGAAGCCAUUGGAGACCGGACCGUAUGCAGAACCCUCCAUCCAGGGUUUGAAAGCGUCUGCUUAAACCGCCACGUAUUACAAGUGGCUGCACUGGGCCUAAAAACACGAGCUGGAAAGUCGUACACAACCGUUCGUGGGCAAAACAACAAAAGUGAUGAUGAGUAAGUUGGGGUAUUGUUGACUUUGUAUCGGAACGAUCGAACCUUACAUAGCAUUGAGUAAUUGAUACAUCUAAGCUUAUCGCCGUGGACUGAUCUCAUAGAAUCACAUUUUUUUAUUUUCUAAAUGGCUUUAUUGCCCCGACUGCUUAUUUUUAAAAGGAGUAUUUAGUUAUCUCCAUCCAAUCCAUCCUUGAAUUAACAGUGAUCUCAUUUCUUUAACUAUUUUCCUGAGGUCUGUGGCCUAUCGCCAAUUUACAAGACUACUGUGGAGUUAUAUUGGUAGUUCCAGGCGAUACCCCUUGCCCUGUUGUGCCUACAAUAAAAUCAGGAAACAAUUUCCGAGUCAAAAUGGCCAUUAUCAUGGAUUCGAAGAUGAAGAAAAUGAAUAA
Molecule: messenger RNA, 1121 nt
Organism: Porites lobata
Lineage: Eukaryota; Metazoa; Cnidaria; Anthozoa; Scleractinia; Poritidae
Source: the annotation of a GenBank genome assembly